GGGGUUCUUAAUCCCCUGUCCAUAAACUUCCUAGAAUUGUUCCUGUCUGUGUAUGUUUUCUUCUUAGGGGAAGGGGUACCCCAGAUUCUCUGGGACUCAGGGCUGCAAUCACUAAGGAGGUCCUUUCUAGCUCGCACAGUUUCUAGAUUCUUGCCCCAUCUCUCCCUCUAAUGCUCCCUCCAAUCCUGGAGGUCCCUAAGGUUGCUGGUUACCCAUCCUCUCCAGCAUAUCAGAACAUCCUUUCCAUCCCCAGAUGGAGGGUCUCUCCACUUCCCAGAGUUGGAGCAUUUCCCAGCUUGCUGACGUUGAUCUUAGGCAUGUCACUUGCCAUCUCUAAGCCCCAUUUCCACCAUCUGCGGAGUAGAAAGGGUAAUCCCCCCUCCCACACCCGCCGUGAGAAUUGAGUAACAACGCCAGCAGAACAGAACCAGAAAGAGCCUGCAGUAAAUGCUCAGUGGGGGGGUGGGGUUCAUUCAACUGUUGGUCAGUUCUCUGGGCCCCUUCUCCUCUUCUCCGGUGCUGGAAGCCUCUGUCUCCUUGAGCAGAGGUGGAGUGUGCAAGGUUCCCGGAACGGAUUAGUUUCGGGUGUCAAUCCAGGGGGCCCUUCCGUAAUCAGAGCCUUCAGAGGAGCAGAGAUGGUAUAAAUCUGCAUAAGGGGCCAGGCUCACAGAGGCUGCAGGAUGGAGAGGGGGCCAGGAGCCCAGCUGCUGCUGCUGCUAUGGGCCACCUGCUGGGGACACGCACCAGCAGACCAUCUGAGCGACUACGCAUCGGUCAUCGACGUGACCAACGGGGGUCCUUGGGGUGACUGGGCCUGGCCCGAGAUGUGUCCUGAUGGAUUCUUCGCCAGCGGGUUCUCGCUCAAGGAGGAGCCCCCCCAAGGCAUUCCUGGCGAUGACACUGCUUUGAACGGGAUCCGACUGCACUGCUCGCGGGGGAACGCAGAGCGCAACAAGCACGUGGUGCAGUCCCAGUCUGGAAGGUGGGGCGUGUGGAGUGAGCCCCUGUGGUGUCCCGGGGAUGGCUUCCUCGUGGCUUUCUCACUGCGUGUGGAGGACCCGGAGACCCGGGGGGACAACACGGCAGCCAACAACGUGCGCUUCCGCUGCUCCGACGGCACGGAGCUGGAGGGGUCAGGCCUGGCCUGGGGUGACUUUGGAGAGUGGAGUAAGGCCUGCCCCAAAGGCAUGUGCGGUUUGCAGACCAAGGUGGAGCAGCCGAGGGGCCUCCUGGACGACACCGCGCUCAACGAUGUGCGCUUUUUCUGCUGCAGCAGUUAACCAGGGCCCCGGCCCCGGGGGCCAGUCCCACGGCUCGCUAUUAAAGCUUCUCUGUCUUGGC
Messenger RNA from Mustela erminea (ermine), 1341 nucleotides. It is a transcript of the gene VMO1, whose product is annotated as vitelline membrane outer layer 1 homolog. The coding region runs from base 681 to 1280 and encodes 199 amino acids. The record is from RefSeq and is a predicted model, not a curated record. The transcript has 3 exons. NCBI's taxonomy places the organism in Eukaryota, Metazoa, Chordata, Mammalia, Carnivora, Mustelidae.